Homarus americanus (American lobster) is the source of this 889-nucleotide messenger RNA. RefSeq lists its product as uncharacterized. The coding region runs from base 15 to 596 and encodes 193 amino acids. The transcript is spliced from 3 exons. The record is from RefSeq and is a predicted model, not a curated record. Lineage: Eukaryota; Metazoa; Arthropoda; Malacostraca; Decapoda; Nephropidae.
UCACUGUCCAGAACAUGUGUGGUAGUGUGGCUGUGGUGGCUGCGGUGGUGCUGGCUGUGGUGGUGGCUGUGGUGGCUGACCCAGGCUUCAAACUGAAACGCCGGCGAUGUCGUCCAGUUGUUCUCCUCAUUCCUCAAUACUCCAAGAUAAUAAUGAAGAUGCCGGUCUACCACACAGUGCACAAAGAACAUAUCGUCCCAACCACCAUCUACCACACUGAGCACAAGACCAAGUACCAGGAGGAGUACCAGACCAAAUACAUCCCAGAGUACAUCACCACGGUCGUCUAUGAGACCAAACAUGAGUACAAGACCAAGUACGAGACCGAAUACGAGACUGAGUACAAACCCCAUUACGUCACCACCACUGAGAAAAUCCCAACCUACGUCACCGAGACUGAGUACCAGACAGAGUACCAUACCACAUACGAGUACCAUACCGUUUAUAGCACUGAAUAUGUACCCCAAUAUAAGACCACAACCCAGGUCGAGUAUAAGACCCAGUACAAGACCACACAGGUCCCCGAGUACCACACAGUGACCAAGACUGAAGAGGUUUUUAAGACCGUCUGUCCACAACUAUCUUACGGCCACUAGCAACAACCACACAACCACACAACCACACACACACGUACACCAGUCUAUCACAGUAUAUUUCUCACUUAUACGAGUACUAAGACACCCAGACCACAUUAUCUUUCUCACUUAUUAUUAUUGACGAUAUAUAAAUCUUUUUGUCGAGGGAUUUAGCCAUUAUGUUCCUUGGUGUUAAGACAUCUUUCUCACCGAGGCAAUUUAUGUUUAUGUUUUACUUUUCGUCGCGAUUUUUUCCCUGACUCUGUAUAUUAAUGUUAAAAUAAAUAAAUAAAAUAAAUUUAUUAAUUUUCGUG